AUGUCCAAGGACGACGCUUGCAAAGUGACAUCUGCCAGCAAACACAAGGAGCGCAAGCCCAAGAAGCCUCACUAUAUUCCCCGGCCAUGGGGUAAACCCUACAACUACAAAUGCUUCCAGUGUCCCUUCACUUGCAUGGAGAAAUCUCACCUGUAUAACCAUAUGAAAUAUAGCCUGUGUAAGAACUCCCUUUCUCUGCUCAUAGAGUCAGACUGGCCCUAUAAAAAGGGCAACAUCCUGCACCCAGAUCAGCUACGACCCUUUCAGCAGGUGCAUGGUCUCCACGCUCCUGGGAAGGAUGAACUAGAGCAGGUAACACGGACUGAGGAGGAGACCGAGGCAGCGCAGGAACAUGGAGGAGGAAGGGGAGGACAGGGAGCCAGGGACCAGAAGAGGAAGGAGGGAGGACGAGGUGAGGGAGCAGAGAUUGUUGGGCUGACAAAGGAGAGCUCCAGCAACAGCAGCAGCAGAGGAGAGGCUGCAGAGUGCGCUGCCAAGAAAACCAAACAGCCAGAGUCAGAGCUCCUGAUGGCUGACAUGCUCUCCCUGGAAGACCAGCUUUUACGAGCACGUUCAGUAGAAGUAGAGGCCCAGCUGAAACAUUAUAAGCUAUCCAAGACAUGCCUAACAGCUCCCGGGUUGCUGUCAGAGCAGUGGCGGCUGCUAGCAUCCAGCCACACCAAGGCCAAAUCAGAAGGAACUCAACCCAGGGUGAGCAGCUCAAUUCCCUGUUACCCUCCUCCGCCAAACCUGGUGGACUACCAGGAUCCCACUGGACUCAAUCUGUCAGUACUCGGGGUAGGCUAUCCCAUCAGCCCCAGCCUUCUUCUCUACAUGAACUCGGCCAUUCCCGCUGCUGCCACGGGUGUCACAGCCCAGACCCAUGCCCAGCUCGCCCAGCUUCCCUUCCUGGCUUCGGCUGCUCAGUUAAUGCACCCAGCCUCUGGCACACACACAGACAGAGCCCUCAUCCCCCCUCGCUUCUACUACCCAUUUUUGUGCGAGCACACGUUUGGACCGACCUCCAGUCAGAGCGACACCAGCAAGUCACUCAAGACGUCCACAAACAGUCUAGAAGUGAAUCCCCUGUCCAGCUUCCAGCCCAAAGUCAAUCUGUGGAAAGUGCCAGCAUUGCGGCCAGGGACCGCUGCUGUCUCUCUGCUGACUGGGGUGUCACCUCAGAGAGACUCCCCUGAUCAGGGCUACAGGCUCGGGGAUAAACUGCAGGCUAUACCCAAGGAUGCCAAAGCAACCUGGGGUCUAAAGAGGACAGGGGCACCACUGGGGAACCAUGAGGUACCUAUGGAGAAGAAGCCGGCCAUGGGCUUCACUUUGGACCUCCUGAAGAAUAUUCAGACUGCAUCGUCUCUUAACGUGGCAGCAGACAAACUUCUCUUCCAGAACAGUUUACAGGAUGCUCAGCUUCAGACCCGGCCCACUGAACUGUGGUACAAUGAUACGCUCACCAGCCCCAACAGUGAAACAUCCUCUCUUUCAACCUGUGGGGGGACCAACAACCAAGACCCGACUGCUGCCCAGACAGUGGGAGAGGGAGCGUCAGAGUCAGUGGCUGCUCUCCUGAGUGACCUCUCCAAGGCCUUGCAGGAGUACCAAGAAGCUGAGCGCAAAAUCUCCCACCUGGAGAAGGAGGACAUUCCCGCCCAGCGGCACCUCUGGGAGCACCUGAGCAAAAUCCGCAGUGAGCUCUCCCACAUCCAUCAGGCGCUGGAGCGGACAGCCCGCCAAAGCGAUGGGCCUCUAGACCUGUCAGUAAAGAGAGACUCGACGGAUUUAGCAGGUGACCAGGGCAUGAGAGAGGAUGGCAGUCUCAAGGGCAACAGCACGGAGACAGAGGAGGAGGAUGAGGAGCUGCAGGAGAGAAGGGAGGAAGAGGAGGAUGAGAGUGAGAGGAAGGCGAUGAAGGCUUCGUUGGAGAGUCGCAAGCAGUCGUUGGACAUAUUGAUCAAGAUGAGUCAGGCGUCAGUGGUAAACACAGAGGUUCUCUCUCCUGGUGGACUCGGCAUCAGGCCCACGCCGACUGAGGCCUUAUGGCCGAGCAGAACCACUAAGUGUGAGGCAGACUCGAGUGUCCUGCUCUGCCCCGACGGCCGAUCCGUGGUGUUCACUGACAUCCCUGCCUCUGCCAAAACCUCAAAGAGACCCCCGUCCAUACAGCGGCUAGAAGCUCAGUGUCCUCCAAGUCCUUUGACAGCUACUGAUAAACUGAACUUCUGUUCUUCUGACUGUCAGGCACCCGGGGGCAAAGCUCCACAUCAACUAAAUGGAGGACUACCUGUCUGCCCCCAGGAUGGGCACCCAGUGCUGGGCUCACACUCAAGACACAGUGACAAAGGUCAUCUGCCAGGACGUUCAGUUUGA
Messenger RNA from Lates calcarifer (barramundi perch), 2379 nucleotides. RefSeq names its product proline-rich protein 35-like. The record is from RefSeq and is a predicted model, not a curated record. NCBI's taxonomy places the organism in Eukaryota, Metazoa, Chordata, Actinopteri, Centropomidae.